UCGAGACCAAGACCAGAACUUUUCUGUCCGAAAAUAAUUUGACGCGCAAUUCGUGAUUUUGAUGUAACUUUUUCGCAUCAGCCCGAUAAUGAGAUCACUGCUUAUAAUUUGGACUCUUGUCUCGCUGCCGGCUAUCGACAGCUCAAGCGUCAUUCGGGCCAAUGUGACCAGGUUCUGCUCUGGGGAAGUCAUGGUUUAUCGUGACGGCCAGUUGGGGGCGUUGUGCGGUGAUGGCUGGACCAUGAGCGGUGCCCAGUUUGUGUGCAGAGAGCUGGGCUGUGGUAAAGCUGAAUCUGCUCCAGUACUAGCAAAGAGUGGAGAAGGGGAUUUUCCUGGCUGGGUGUACAAUACAACAUGCACAGGCUCCGAGUCCUUUCUCGAUCAAUGCCUGACUCUUCCUCUCAAAGGAGAUAGCUGCCGCCCCGAGGAUCAUGCUGGAGUUGUUUGUUCAGAUUCCUCAAAGAAACCUGACCUCGCAGUGAGUCUUGUGAAAUCAGGUGAACUGUCUCUCCAGUGUGUGUGGCCGGGUGAAUGGCACAACAAAAACACAUUUAUCCUGCUUAAAAAUAAAGAGAGAGUGGAUAAGGGUAACAACGACACAUUUUACAUCAAAAGCGAGAGAAACGGUAGCGGGAACUACCAGUGCAAGGUCCGCAAAAAAGGACAAUCCUCAGAUUCCAGCGUCAUCCAGCAAGUCACAAUAAUAGCUGCUCCCGUGCUGUCUGUGAGAGGAGGGGACGCGACGCUGCAUUGCGGCCUCAGCAGCGCGCAUCAGAGCCCUGGCUCGUUUGUUCUUUACCGGGACCGGGAGGUUGUGCUGGAGCAGCGCGUACCCGGAGGAGACCAGACCUGCGCCUUCAACUUCACCCUCAGUACAACACACGGACAGCAGGGGGAGUACUCAUGCAGCUAUUACACACAGUCACCGAGCGCAUGGGUGUUUACAGAACAGUCUGAACCUGUCAGUAUACCUGUACACGGUCCUUACAAUUGGAUCGCUAUCGGAGGUGGUUCCGCAGCAGCUCUGCUGUUUAUCUUGUGUCUUGCAGUUUUGUGUAUCCUCAGAGUCAAACGAGGUCCUACAAGCAACGCACGGGAGCAGGACCUCGUUUACGCCACUUUGAACCCAGACGCUCUGAGAAAGAAGGACCCGACCACUCCUGUCGUGAAUGAAGAACCGCUACUUUAUGCAGCUGUUGUCGUCAAAGAGAAACCCACGCAGUAGGAGGCUGGUUUUCACGCGUGGACGCUUUCUCACCUCUGAGGACUCGGUCCAAUUUUGAUGGCUCUUAGCCGAGUCUGAUACAUAUAAUAUCACAAUUUUACAAAUCUUAUCUAUCUAUCUAUCUAUCUAUCUCAUCUAUCUAUCUAUCUAUCUAUCUAUCUAUCUAUCUAUCUAUCUAUGCUUGUAUUAACACGGGUUAGACUGGAUUUUUAUUUCUAUAAAGCAAUGCAUAAUUUAGCAAUGUUUCAGGAAGUCUGGUGUGUAGACAGUGUGUUGUGUGCUUUUAAGGAUGGUGAUAUGUCCACAAUAUUUUCUGUAUUGUUUUGUUCAA
Molecule: messenger RNA, 1556 nt
Organism: Polyodon spathula (Mississippi paddlefish)
Lineage: Eukaryota; Metazoa; Chordata; Actinopteri; Acipenseriformes; Polyodontidae
Exons: 6
Coding region: 89-1225 (378 amino acids)
Cellular component (GO): membrane
Source: RefSeq, a predicted model, not a curated record